Molecule: messenger RNA, 2919 nt
Organism: Lates calcarifer (barramundi perch)
Lineage: Eukaryota; Metazoa; Chordata; Actinopteri; Centropomidae
Product: protein associated with UVRAG as autophagy enhancer-like
Biological process (GO): autophagosome-lysosome fusion; autophagosome-endosome fusion; autophagosome maturation
Cellular component (GO): intracellular membrane-bounded organelle; autophagosome membrane
Molecular function (GO): phosphatidylinositol phosphate binding
Source: RefSeq, a predicted model, not a curated record
AGGACAUUUAUGACAGUCGUUUCUGGGGGUGUGGAUUGGGGGUGUAAAUGACUUGAGGAGAGGUUAUGGAUCUCUGCUGUGCAUUAAAAUAAGAGUCUUUAGUCGUCUCUGUUCUCAGGAGAAACACUGCUGACUGCUCAGCCACAGAAAACACAAACCACUGUUAAAUACAGGAAGUGCUGAUAACCAGCUGCCUCUUCCUUUCUCUGCGUCACUUUUUGCUGGAUGAACACUCGCUUCAGUCCCCCAGGCCCCCGACAGGUUUCCUCACUGCUUCGGUUUCGGGGUUCACAGAAUGAGACUACUGCUGCACAGGAAACUCUGCCGGGGGUUUUGAAGUGAAUCAGCCAUCUGAAGGGCAGACCAGAAACCUGCAGGGGCAUGUCCUCCUCCCUCUGCACAUCCAGAUACAUCAGCUGGUGUGUGGACUCAGUGGCUGAGUCGCCAACACCCGUCAUUACUGCUCCGACAGCUACAGGAGAACUUUCUCACCCAAACCAUCAGUCGCCUGGCUCAGGAUCAGUCCCACUCCUCCUUCUGUCACCACCAGAAAGCAGCAGAGGAGAAACAACACUGUCCCAUCAACCUCCACAGCCAGCACCACAGAGGACACAUCACAAGACCUCUGCACAUUCCCAUCCGUCCCGCUGCAGCCCUCGCUCCAGCUCUGCUUUGUACAACAUAGACAAAGCCACCAAUAGUCACAGUGAUGUGAGUGAGGAUGAUGAUAGUGAGGAAGGCAGAAAGGGGAACUCAAGACCCCCUGAGACUGAAAGUAGGAGUGAGGAGGACCGGUCUCUUCUGCAUCCAGAGGCUGAGAGGUUCCUCCUCCCCAGGAGCAGCCCGGUCAUUUCCAGACGCCACAGGCCCAUCUCCUGGCAUGGAGGGGAAACAGACACAACGAAUCCACCAAGCUUGGACUCAUCUCCUGCUGCUGGUUCACUGUCUCUGCAUCAGCAUGGACGCCCGACAGGAGGCAGUAUGGAGGACCUGGGAUCCAAACCCAGUUCCGGUCACCGCUCGUCCCCUCGCCAGGAGGAGAAGAAGCAGCGCUGCAUCUCAGUCUCAUCAAAUCUGAACAAUUUUCUUAUCUCUCUGUUCCACCUGCCCUUCAGUGGACAGCAGGGUGACGAGCACAGAGGGCAGCGGCGAACCAGCUGUGAUGCCCCUCGCACACCAGGCCUCUCUACCUCAGCCAAACACAGUAAACAGAGGAGUUGCAGCGGUAUCCCAGAAUCCUCUGCAGACAUCUUCAAGACCAGCUGUGAGCUGGAAAAGGAAAACGCUCAUUUCAUCGUGGUGGACAUGGUGCUGGAGGUGCUGGAGGGUGUAAAGUGGACUCUGAGCUGCGACCCACGGACCUCAACCCAACACACAGACUACAAUAUGUGCACACACAGACACACAAACUCUGCAGAGGACUGUCUCACACGUGAACACAAACAGAGAUGUGAAACACACAGACUCACACAGAGCUGCAGCAGCAGACAGAGCAGACAUUCAGAGAAGAUGUCACACAGAAACACACACUCUUCUAAUGUGCACACAAACCGACACACUGAGGAUAAAGAGGAGGAGGAGGACACAGGCAACGAUGAGGCUGAGCAUCAACCUAAGACCUUGUCUGUCCUCUCCACCGACAGUGGAUUUGAAGACUGUGGAGUAGACACUACACUGACACCAAAAGAUUCUCUCAGAAACGCAGAGUGGCUGGCCCAGCAGCUGGUGCUGGAGUUCAGGAGGAGCUGGCUUCCUUCCCGUGAGCCUCGGCGUGGACGGCAGAGCCUCCGUAGCUCACUUCAGGAGCUGCCAGGUACUGGGAGAGUGGCGGUGAGUGGCGACAGCCUGACAGAGGAGAUCAGACUGAGGACCAGGAUGAGAGGAUCCCUGAACUGGGCUCCUCCUCGCUUCCAGAUCAUCUUCACAGUUCAGCCAACGCUCAGACGCAGUGAAGUCGUGGGCUUACAGCACUUCCUGUGUGCAGGCUGUGGGACUGAGGUGGAGCCCAGGUACAUCAAGAAACUGCGCUAUUGUGAAUACCUGGGCAGGUAUUUCUGUGACUGCUGCCACAGCGGCUCUGAGGCUGUGAUCCCUGGUCGAGUUCUGUCCUGCUGGGACUUUGGCAGGUAUCCUGUGAGUGAUUUCUCCAAACAGCUGCUGGACUCAGUUUGGCAUCAGCCUCUGUUUGACCUGACCUGUGUUGGUAAGACGCUGUGCAGCAGAGUGAAAGAGCUGGACAAGUUCAGGGAGCUGCAGGAGCAGCUGCUGGUCAUCAAGAAGCUGCUGAGAGCCUGCAGAUUAUCUGAGAGGGUGAUGAGUGAGUUUGAGCAACUUCCUGCUCACCUGAUCUCUGAGCAGCCACAUGUCUUCUCCAUGGACGACCUGCUGAGGGUGAAGAAGGGUCAGCUUGUGGCGCAGGCCAAGGCGCUGCAGCACUCUGCCAUCAGUCACAUUGAAAACUGUGAGCUUUGUCUGGCCCGAGGUUUUAUCUGCGAGUUCUGCAGAGAAAACGACAUCAUCUUUCCCUUUCAGAGAGACAUAUGUCGGCGGUGUCCGGUGUGCAAGGCCUGCUUUCACAAGCACUGCUUUGUGGAAAAGAAGUGUCCAAAAUGUGCACGGAUCCAGUCACGGAAAAAACACUCAGAUGGAUGUGUGACGUGCAACGACUGAACAGCUGCAGCUCAGUGUCUCGACGUUUAAUGUAUCCCAGUCAGUGGACUCAUUUUGAAUUUUCAUGAAACAAAAAUGAAAGCCCUUUAAAAAAUGUUACAUUUAAUGUUAAUUCACAUGCAGAUAGUCAUAUGAGCAGAUGUAGAUGUUUACAGGUCUUUUAUUACAGAGCUAUGAAUAAUAAAUUUCACUUUAAUUGUAAUAAACUGCAAGCCCAAGCCCAAGGAGUACCUGGAACUUUUGAUUUCU